This is a messenger RNA of Cyclocybe aegerita, 3375 nucleotides long. NCBI's taxonomy places the organism in Eukaryota, Fungi, Basidiomycota, Agaricomycetes, Agaricales, Hemipholiotaceae. The record is from the annotation of a GenBank genome assembly.
AUGGCCAGACACGCGAAGCCCGUGCCCCCUCCGCGCGACGGCUCAGUCAACGUCGCUGAAGCCAUCGACUUCAACCUCCAGUGGAACAAGGACCAGCCUUACUAUGUCUUUCAUGAUUCGACUCAGCUCGUUGAGCUGUCUCAUCUAGAAUUCGGUAGAGCGUGCCACCGAGCCGCGCAUAUUAUCCGACCUGGUCGCGGAGGCGAUGACGGACGGGUUGUCGCGGUCAUUGCUCUUGUCGACACGAUUGUGUAUCAGGCCGUCGCGAUCGGACUCGUGAAGGCUGGUUUCGUGCCGUUCCCGAUAUCGCCACGAAAUGCCCCGCCUGCAAUCAUCAAGCUGCUCCAAGACGCGUCAUGUUCCACCAUCGUCGGAACGCGGACUACACUCAAGGGCCUCUUCGACGAGCUCGCCCGAAUAUCAAGCAUGGAUUUGAAUAUCCUGGAGUCACCCACCCUUGACGCGCUUUUCCCGAUGCUCGGGACAGAGUCCGAGACAGACCCUUUCGAACCUUAUCCGCCACCUCCAAGCCGACCAAAUCUUGACGCGGUUGCCAUGUACCUCCACUCGUCCGGAAGCACUGGAUUCCCAAAAUGUAUCCCUCAAACCCACCGCAUAUUGAUCCAAUGGACCACCAUGAGCUUGCCGCAGCUCAUCGCACACCAUGAGCGCGUUCGAAUGGGAACUAUGGCCCUACCCUCCUUCCACACUAUAGGGAUGUACUUGCAAACGUUUUUGCCGUUGUAUGGGAUUGUCAGCGCCGCGGUUUAUCCCCCCAUCGUCCGUUCUCCUGAUGCGCACCCCAUGCUACCAACGCCGGACAACAUCCUCGAGCAUCUGAAGAAAACAGAGUGCAAUUGCCUUGCGAGCGUCCCUGCAUGGCUCCAUCUCUGGAUGCAGAACCAGCUGGACGAGACCGUCGAGUUGCUGAAAUCCUUCAUUUUCGUUAUCUACGGCGGCGGCCCGCUCUCUCAGAAAGUUGGCGAUCAAAUCGUGGCUGCUGGCGUGAACCUUCACGGAUCGUACGGUGGGACUGAGUUCGGGUCUCCCACUCUGAUACGCCUCCAACGUUGGCGCGAGCAAGACUGGGAAUGGAUCCGCCUCGCCGACACAACGACAGUGAACUGGGCCGACCAAGGCGAUGGCACGUACGAGUGUCAGUUCCUAACCACGGACAGGCACCACCCAGCCAUCGAAAACAUGACAAACCCGCGAGGGUACGCGACAUCAGAUUUGUUCAUCAAACAUCCCACAGAGCCCAAUCUGUGGAAGGUUGUUGGCCGCAUGGACGACGUGAUUAUGCAUUCGACUGGAGAGAAGACAGUACCUGGCCCCAUGGAAGGCAUCGUUAUUAAUAACCCAUUGAUUCAUGCUGCGGUAAUGUUUGGACGAAGCCAUGAUCAGGCUGGCAUCCUUAUAGAACCCGCUCCGGGGCGGAACGUUGACCCCGCAAAUCUAGAGGAAGUCUCACAAUUCCGAAACGAGAUAUGGCCAACUAUCGAGGAAGCCAACGAAGUCGCGCCGGCAUUUAGUAAGAUAUACAAGGAAAUGGUUCUCAUUACCAAGCGAGAGAAGCCUCUACCGCGGUCCCCGAAAGGUUCAGUUAUGCGCAAGGCUGCGCUUCAGCUCUAUGAGGUAGAGAUAGAGGACUUAUACACCUCUGUUGAAGUUACAUCAGGGAGAAACGUUGUCGAGCCUCCGAGAACCUGGGAUUUUGAUGGCAUUCUUUAUUGGCUUACGACCCAGGCGAACGAUAUUUUGUCUCGCCAGGAUAUUUCGUCGUCUCGAGAUUUGUUCGACCAAGGCUUCGACAGCCUUAGCUCAACAUUCCUCCGUCUACGCAUCGUCGGCGCCUUCCACUCAUCGCCCACACUAAGAGACCAUACGCGGAAAAUAGGUCAAAACACGAUUUACACCCACCCUAUUCUUCAAGACCUUGCACGUUUUAUUGUCCUUGUCAUUGACGGGGAUGAGAGUGGAACAACCGCAAAUCGUGGGAAGGAGGCCCUGGUUGCGAUGAUCCAAAAACAUACCGACGGCCUUGACGCUCCCAUUCCGAUCAACACUACACAUGAUCAGUCCGCAUUCCAGCGCGAAGGUUCUGUUGUUCUGAUAACGGGUACGACAGGCAGCGUUGGCUCUCAAGUCCUUGCCGACCUUCUGCGAGACGACUCGGUGAGCAGGGUCUAUGCCCUGAAUCGGCCAGGAAAGGGUUCAGAACCGAUUCUGCGGCGCCAUGAAUCCAAGUUCGAGGACAUGGGUCUCGAAGUCGGCUUGCUGAGAACCGACAAAUUGAAGUUACUGCAGUGUGACGUGUCGGAGGACCGCCUCGGGCUUUCCUCCGAGCUUCACCAGGAGGUUCAAGCCGCCGUGAAUCUUAUCAUCCACGUUGCGUGGAGGGUCGACUUCAACCUUGGCCUUACCUCCUUCGAAUCAAACAUCAAAGGAACUCGCAACCUCGUGGAUCUCGCUCGGAGCAGCCACCAUGGGGCGAACACUAGAUUCAUCUUCAUCUCCUCCGUGGCCAUUGCGCAGGGCUGGGACAAAGCGAAAGGUUCCUACCCCGAGGAGAUUGUCAGCGAUGAGUCGUUUGCGUUGGGAACAGGGUACGGCGAGAGCAAGUACGUCGCUGAGAAGAUGCUAGAGCGUAGCGGCCUCCAAGCUACUUCAAUCAGGUUAGGUCAAGUUAGUGGUGGACUACCGAACGGCGCUUGGGCAUGUACGGAAUGGCUACCGAUCCUCGUUAAGUCGAGCGUCGAGCUAGGCGCUUUACCCCAGGCACAUGGGUCCGUCUCAUGGCUAACCAUGGACGCUGCGUCCCGAGCCAUUCUCGACAUUGCUCUCACGCCAGAACGGCCGCCCCUUGCCUUGAACGCCGUCCAUCCACGGCCGGUCUUAUGGCAGGAUAUCAUGCAGGCGAUCGCGAAGGAGAUACCACCUAGGGAUGGAGUGGAUGGAAUACCCUUCGUUCCCUUUUCACAGUGGGUCGAGAGGCUCGAAGAACGAGCCAAAUACGGCGAUGAGGCGGAUCUCCAGCUUGUGCCCGGAAUCAAAUUGCUCGACUUCUAUCGGAAUAUGGCUAGGGCUGAUGCGGAGAUUCUCCGCAACGGAAGGGACGAAGCUGAGGUUGGCGGGAUGUGCCAAUUCGAGACAAAGAAAGCGCAGGACGUGAGUGUCACGAUGAGGCUUGUGAAGCCUGUUGGCGCUCUAGACGCGAGAAGCUGGGUGAGAUACUGGCAGUCCGUUGGAUUUUUGCAAACCCCUCCCGAUAAUGACCAGGUGGUCACUUCGGCUCCACCGAAAAACCACAGGACAACGCUUCGCUCGCUGAUUGUCUACCUAGUUCGCCUCAUUUUCCCAUUUCUAUUUAAGUAG